AUGUUGACAUCCGUAAAUGCCGUGAUGUCAACAUCGCCGUCACCACCGUCGUCGUCGUCACCAGCAGCAGCAGCAGUAGCAGCAUUAGUAGUCCCAACCCCACUUCCCUCGCCCUACGCAACAACAACGACCCAACCACCGUCAUCAGUAUCGUCCUCGUCGUCCACGGCGGUUGCAGCAACAUCGUCGUCGUCCUCAACAGCAUCGGCAGCACCGGCACUUGCAGCAGCACUUCUACUGGCUGGCUCAUCAUCUCCAUCGACUUUGCAGCAACAGGGAGGAUCGCAAGACAUCGCUACACCAUCGUCGUCCCCUUCGUUGCCACUUGCGUUGUCCCUCUCGCCCUCACCACCGACCCUGGUACAAUCGUCAACGGUGGCCGCGAGUGCUUCGUCGUCCCUGUUGAUCAAUCAUCUCACGAGCAACAGUAAACCAUCUUUAUCAUCAUCUUCUUCGUCUUCGUCACUCGGUGGUAGUGUUCCGCAACAGCAGGAGUCGCCACCAAAAAUAGCUGGAGAAAAGCAACACGAGUCCCCGCUGGUCGUGGUAGCCGCAGCAGCUGCAGCCGCCACUGGUAGUUCCCCGAGAAAGGCAAAGAUAACUUUAUCGUCCUCUCCGGCGCCACCCGCGAAUGAAGUAGCCGCUUCCGUGGCCGCUGGUGGGCCGAUCGUGAACGUAGUGAACGAUAUUGCAGCUGGACUGGCGAAUGCAGUUGCCGCUGCCGUUGCCGAUGCCGUCACCGUGGCCACGAUUGGAAGGAAUCUGAACCAGCAGCAGCAGCAGCAGCAGCAACAUCGUCACCAUCAACAACACGGCAGCAACAACAGCAACUCGUACUCGCAACUGCGCCAACAGCUGGAAAUGGGAACCGCCGCCGUGGGUGGUGGAGGAAACGCUACCACCAAUUCCGUAACGCCAAAGCAUUGGCCCACCACCGGUGGAGGACAGCAAGCAGCCCAACAGCAGCAGCAUAGUCAUCUGAAGCUAUUUCUCAACGGUGGAGUAGUAGGAGGAGGUAGUGCUGCCGGUGCUGGUGGGAACCCCGGUGGUUUCCAGAGGCAACAGCAGCCAACGGCAGCACAACAUCAUCACCACCAUCACCAUCAUCACCAUCACGUCCAUGCCCAGCUCCGCCGGCAGAUGUUGGCCUCGUCGUCCUCCUCCUCCUCCUCCGCUGUGUCAUCCACUCCGACGUCGUCGUCAUCAUCCAGCGUCGUCGCUGUUGGAGGAAGUGCUGGCAACGAGCCCCACAACACCAACAACAACCAAAACGGAGGACGAAUGAUCAUGCGUAACGGUGCAUCCGCCGCGGGCGACGCAAACCACCCGAACCGUUGGUAGGGAGGGCGGAAGGGAGAGAGAGACGCACGAUGCGAGUUUACCCGUGAACAAUCAUCAUCGCCAAAGGGGAAGUUUUUUUGUUUUUGUUUUUCGAUUCGAUCUCGAAGUUCCACCACAUGGCGAUCCUUUCGAGCGUAGCAAAUACCCACACACUCACGCACUCCUAGCUAGUUGGGAGAAAAUGGUACACAUUAGAUAGGGUGUGGUGGAUCUUCCGUCGUUGAGUAUUGCUUGCUUGCUUCCCAUCAACGAUAUCAAGAACAAGAAAGGAGAAUCACGAAGAAGGACGUCGUUAGCAUCUCAGCAUCAUCGUGUUUAAUUACACAUCAUGUAACUCUAGUGGAACGUGUAGUAGUGGUAACAAAAAAGUAGUAGUUAGAAGUGUAGCAGCAGUACAAGAAGCUUCGGCUUCUUCUCUCCGUUCAAUUUCAUCCCCCAUUGAUCCGCAACUCGUUCAACACACACACAGCAUCAGUAAAAACACUCAGUCAUUCUAUUUAGUGGAACCUGACCUCCCUUUAGACAACAGAUUAGAGGCGAAAGAUAGAUCAUCGAUCGUCGUUGUUGUCGUUGUUGUUGUUGUUGUUGGUAUGUUGUACGACAGGAAACAUUCAACGAGAAUUCCCCCCCGAAACUAAAAGGCGUCAUCCUUUGCCGAUUUGCCUCCCUCUACUCUCUCUCUUUCGCUCCCUCGUUCUCUCCCUCUCUCACUUUCUCUAAAUGGUUUUUGAUAAGCGUUCCUUACAUUUGUUUUUGAUUCUUAUUUUUAUAAAUUUUUAUGUUGUAUCCGUUGCUUGGUCAUCUAAAAGUUGAUAAAUGCACGCUGCUGCUUCUUGGAUGUAAACAAAAAGAGUACGUGCAGAGAAAAGCAAGCGAUGACCGUCUUGGUCGUUUUUUUUCCGUUUUCUUUGAUGGCUCGUUCAUUUCUUCCUUGAUCGCAGCAAGCAAAGACACUCACUGCCCGUUCGGGUGAAGUGUUCAAGCGAGAUAAAACGCAUCAAACAGGAGCACCACAGAGAGAGGGGGAGAGAAAGAGAGAUAGAGAGAAACCAAUGCGUUAAACAUAAUUUAUGCAAUGUGAUAUUUUUUUUCGUCGUCUGUACGUGUUAGCUAAUAUUAAUUAAUUAGUAAUAUGACAAAGUGUGUGGAAUUCGGUCGAGCGUAACUCGUGGGAAAGAUGAUGAUGUUUUUAGAUACGCAGGAAUACGCAACGGUACGGAAUAUGAAUAUGCAGAAUGAAUGAAGCAAACAGGCGAUAAAAAAAAAGGAAGGAAGCGGGGAGGAUAAUAAUUGAUAAUCACAGGACAAUUAGCAGCGAGC
Molecule: messenger RNA, 2661 nt
Organism: Anopheles coustani
Lineage: Eukaryota; Metazoa; Arthropoda; Insecta; Diptera; Culicidae
Exons: 1
Coding region: 1-1341 (446 amino acids)
Source: RefSeq, a predicted model, not a curated record